This is a messenger RNA of Periconia digitata, 325 nucleotides long. The record is from the annotation of a GenBank genome assembly. Lineage: Eukaryota; Fungi; Ascomycota; Dothideomycetes; Pleosporales; Periconiaceae.
AACAUUGUGCGAAUAGAUGAGGCUGCGCACAGCGUACCACUUAGUCCAGAUUUGUGGGUCCUCAAACUUUCCCAUCCACAACCUACUAAUAGUGAAGAAGGCUUUGGCAGAGAAUCGACGGUGGUUAUUAUUUGCCAUCCACCUAGUGAUCUGUAGUUCAUUCUAAUCCAAAUACGCGAUAUGCAAAUAUUCGCACGGUUUGAAGUUGGCCUGAGCAUUUCGCCUACCAACACUAUACAAGUCUAGCCCUUUACAAUAGGAACACAUACACACCUGAAAUAAUCGCAGCCUAACUUGCCAGUUCCCCAUGUAUGCGAUUAUCGAU